Saccoglossus kowalevskii is the source of this 2819-nucleotide messenger RNA. RefSeq lists its product as uncharacterized. The record is from RefSeq and is a predicted model, not a curated record. Gene Ontology annotation, cellular component: nucleus. NCBI's taxonomy places the organism in Eukaryota, Metazoa, Hemichordata, Enteropneusta, Harrimaniidae. Gene Ontology annotation, molecular function: damaged DNA binding. Gene Ontology annotation, biological process: single strand break repair; base-excision repair.
UUCGCGGGGAAAUACAAGAUGGCUCCAAUCGAGCUGAAGUAUGUCGUCUCUUUUAGUUCUCAGGAUACUGUACACAAAGCUGACAAUUUGCUGAGCAAUGGGUCAAGUUGGAGAAAGUGGUUGUGCGCAAAAGAUGACAGGAGUGGUCACCUAGAGGCAGAAUUUGAAUUAAACAAAGUCACAAAAAUUGGAUAUAUUGAUGUUGGUAAUGGUGGUAGUGCAUUCGUUGAAAUUCUUGUUGGUAGAUCGUCAUGGCCACGAAAUAAAGAUUAUUUGUGUCUAUUACCCGCUACAUCUCUUAUGACGAUAAUAGACAGUAAACAAGGCAAGAAUAGAGUGAAUGUCAGGAUGUUUGAUAAAGAUCACCUCAAUAUGGACGCUUUGUCCGAACAAUGGGAUAGGAUUCGAGUGAUCUGUCGUCAGCCGUACAGGAAAGAUGUGCAGUACGGGUUAGCGUUUUUACGAUUGCGUACACCAGACGAAAUCAAUAACAACACUACGGUGUCUUUGUCACCUGUUAAUGCUAAGCAAUCUCCAGCUAGGCUAUCUGGAUCUGGCACAAAGAAGAAUUUAAUGACAUCUCCAGCAUGGAAAACUGAUAGUAAAUUUUAUUCCAGAAUUUUACCUGACCAUAGCGAAAAUGAAGGGGAUUCUGAAGUGAAAGCCAAGUUAUUGAAAAUGUCUGCAACAUCAGAAAUAGGAACAGAACACGGCAAUAUACUCAGUAGAAGUCAUAAAAUGGUGAUGGCGGCUGCUGCAACUCCAAAUAUUAAAACGACGAUGAAACGUACAUGUGGCGAGAUUAAUGAUGGAGCAUUAGACAACUCGACAAAGAAGAUAAAACAACCGCAACGAAUUGUUAACGGUAUUCUACACAAACCUGGUGUCUCCCCCAGUGGUGGUUCAAGAAGACGGCAAGAAGGAAUGAGCUUUGAAAUGCAAGUUAACACUUAUUUGAAGAAUAUUGAUUUUUCCACGAUGGACUUUGAUAAUAUUACUUAUGCAGAUUUGCGUCGUCGGUAUGAAGAUAAAGCUCAACGUAAAUUCAAUAAAGAAGAAAAAAAAAUAUUCAUGGCCCUUGCUCAAGAGUUUGUGAUUAAUGCCAUGGAAACCAGAGACGAAAUUGAACCCAGUAACAAUACAGCUAGGAUAGAUUCUAACUUUAUGAUGAGUGACAUUGCCUCCAGAACACCGGAAAGAAAUGCCAGUACAAGUAAUGCUAGCACUUCUUCUUGUACACCUGUGAGAAAUUACAGCUGCCAUAGCACACCAACAAGACGUUACCUAACACCUGAAAGAAUUGGCCGUGCUAUCGGGACAUCAUUAAGAAACUCUUUCAGUACAACAGCAAGGAAUUACUGUUAUUCUGAUUCACUGACAGAAAAUACUUCCAAGACAACAAUGAGUAAUGACAGCCCUUCCAAAACACCAGAUAAGAAUGGACUCUCGUCUCGCACACCCAGCACAUUCAGAACGCAAUCAAAUAACACCAACAUCACUUGUAGGACACCAGCCUCCAACAAAGAAACCAAUCUGAAAUCGCCUGUCACUAGCAAGAUGUCAACAGAUGCAAUGUCAUUGUGGGAUACAAAUAAUAAUACCAGCACUCCAAAAGCAAGGGGGCGUGGCAGGGGUAGAGGUAGAGGAAGGGGGCGUGGCAAACAGAAUAGCUCAUCAGUUCCAUCCCCUAAACCAAACAAUACUAGUAGAGGUGGUAGGGGAAGGGGCAGAGGAAGAGGAGGCAAUAAAGAAAAACAAAAUCAAGCAUUCUCAGGUAUUGAUUUAACUACUGAUGAUUGCUGUUCGUCUGUAUUAACCGAUAGCUCGACUACAGACGACGUGUCAUGCCCGCUAUGCCAAGGUCUGUACUCUACAAACUUAAUAGAAGCCCACGCCGCCAUGUGUAUUGGUUCUCAGCCUACCUUGGACAUGAAUGACAAUCGUGGUGUUUCGACUGCUAGACAGUCAAAUACUGGAGGCAAUGUUUCUACUGUGGAUCUUGUACCAUGCCCGUUAUGUCAACAGAAAUUCCCAAUCUAUGACAUAGAAAGUCACAGUGACAUGUGUGCUGAUAGGAAUAUGUAUGUGCUCAAUGCCGAGUCGUGGAGUGUUCGACCCCCUACGUCGAUUACAGUGCCGUGGUAGGCAUAUUUACGUGCUCAAUCCCGAGUCGUGGAGUGUUCGACCUCCUACAUCGAUUACAGUGCCGUGGUAGGGAUAUUUAUGUGCUCAAUGACGAGUCGUGGAGUACUCGACCCCCUACGUUAAUUACAGUGCCGUGGUAGGGUUAUUUACGUGCUCAAUCGCGAGUCGUUGAGUGUUCGACCUCCUACGUCGAUUACAGUGCCGUGGUAGGGAUAUUUAUGUUCUCAAUGACGAGUCGUGGAGUGCUCAACCUCCUAUGUCCAUUACAGUGCCGUGGUAGGAACUCGUACGCAUUGGUCUUAAAAUCUCAUAUCAUGAUAGAACUGACUAUCCAUUGCCGAAUGAGAUAACCGUUUCUGUUCUAUUUCAUUUAUUUAAGUUAUUUCAUAUUUUUAAAUUAAUGUUCAUUUGUUUUAUCUUGUAUAUUCUAAACUUUUAUCUAUUUUUCACUCCAUACUGCAGUCAAACCUGUUAAUACUGACCACCCAAAUUACUAGAAAAAAUGUCCGUUAUAGACAAGAGGUCUUUAUAUGAAGGCUAAUUAAAUAUUUGAUUUAUGAAUAUGAAUACUGUGGAGACUAGUGUGAAACACAAAACACCAUCUAUCAUUUUGGCCUACAAAGGUUUAUUUGAACAAAUAGGCCGGUCACUGGUUCAAGACUGCAGGUGGUCAU